Molecule: messenger RNA, 1167 nt
Organism: Brachypodium distachyon (stiff brome)
Lineage: Eukaryota; Viridiplantae; Streptophyta; Magnoliopsida; Poales; Poaceae
Exons: 2
Coding region: 245-811 (188 amino acids)
Source: RefSeq, a predicted model, not a curated record
GGAGGGACGCCACGUCUCCUGGGCGGAUGGAUCAGGGCAUCCAUCUGGAAGACCACACACGAGGAGGUUUCCCAAGCCAUUGCUCGUGGCCAACACCAGGACCAUUCCCAAGCCAAGUUAGCCAACACAAGGUUUGAAGUUGCUCGUCGCCAACACCAGGGCCAUUCGCUAGCGCUAGCAGCAGUCAGCGCAGCAGAGGAGAGAAGAAUCCUUGGACUCAGGGAAGCUCGAGCGCGCAGUGGCAAUGGCGUCGCUCCUGUCGCAGACCACGGCGAGGCCAAGCAGCAGCGGCAGCGGCAAAGGCCGGGUUCUUCUCCCCAGGGUCACCGCCAUGGCCACCCAGAGCCCCAAAUCCGGCUCCGGCACAAAAAGAUCCUCGGGCACGACGACGGUGUUCCCGGUGGGGAAGCCGGCGGGCGGGCCAGCGAAGACGACGAAGGGGUCGGCGCCGGUGAAGCUGCUGACGAACGUGGAGAAGCUGCGGCUGCUGACCAAGGCGGAGAAGGCGGGCCUGCUGUCGGCGGCGGAGCGUGCCGGGCUGUCGCUGUCGGCGGUGGAGCGGCUCGGGCUGCUGUCCAAGGCGGAGGAGCUCGGCGUGCUGUCGGCCGCCACCGACCCGGGCACCCCGGGGACGCUGCAGGGGCUCGCGCUGCUGCUGCUGGCGGCGGGCCCCGCCGUGGUGUUCCUCGUCCCCGAGCAGUACCCCUGGGAGGUGGCGCUCCAGGCCGUCGUCGCGCUCGCCUGCGUCGCCGGCGGCUCCGCGGCCUUCGCCGCAUCCAGCUUCGUCUCCAGGCUCCAGGGCACCUCCUAGUCCUGCUCACCGGCUUACCGGAUGAACGCUAGAUAUAUAUUGCUGCUGCCUUCUUAAUUGAUCUUUGCGUAGAGUUUUAAAUUGAUUAAUCUACUUGUGUAAAGAUGGGUUUGAUACUUGGUACUACUAUGAAUUCACCAUAUAUAUUCACUGCAAGGCAUAUGAAAGAUUUUGUAAGUUGAUCAAUGAGCAGAAGUUUUUGUGUUUGAAGAGGUGUUGUCGAUCGGGACACCUUGUAGAAGCACUUCUGUGUUUUGGUGCUCUGGCAUGAUUCGAUUUGGAAUUAACCAUGCUGCUCCAAUUUAUAUACGCUGAUGUAUUCACCGAAAAUUUGGCAAGAGAGUUGUAACUUGUCC